Molecule: messenger RNA, 1230 nt
Organism: Sorghum bicolor (sorghum)
Lineage: Eukaryota; Viridiplantae; Streptophyta; Magnoliopsida; Poales; Poaceae
Exons: 1
Coding region: 77-967 (296 amino acids)
Source: RefSeq, a predicted model, not a curated record
CCUCGCCCCUUCCUCCCCCUCACCGUCGCAGCAGCAGCAGCUCACGCCACCACGGCAACAACGCCUCGCCGGCGACAUGGCCGUGUACAUCCGACUCGAUGACGCCGUCCGCGCGCGCCUCCGCGGGGACGCCGCGGGGUGCACCAUCACCAGCAGCGGCAGCGACCACGACGCGUCCGCCUGCCUCUCCGAGCUCGUCCAGGCGUUCCUCGAGACGGGCGCCGGCGCGGCCGAGGAAGGCGUGCCCGGCCCGGCGCCCAAGGAGUACGACGAAUCUGGCGAGGAAGACGCGCCCGGGCGGGCGGCCGCCGCCGCGGCGUCCGUGAGGGCACUGCUCGACCCACCCGCGGAGGAGGACGUGUUCCGGAUCAGGCUGGCCGCCGCGGUGGCGACGGCCAUGGAGGUGGAGGCCGCGCUGCGGGCGCACGGCGCGUCGUUCCGGCGCGCGGUGGUUCGGCGGCUGCGUGGCGCAGGGUACGACGCUGGCGUGUGCAAGUCGCGGUGGGAGGCGUCCGGCGGCAUCACUGCCGGGACGUACGAGUACGUCGACGUGGUCGCGCCGCUGGCGGCGGACGGGCGGAAGCGGGCCAGGUACAUUGUGGACGCCGACUUCCGUGCGGGGCUGGAGGUGGCCCGCGCCACGCCCGAGUAUGCGGCCGUCGUCGCCGAGGUGCCGGCGUCGGCGGUGGUCGCAAGGGAGGAGUCCGUCGGCCGCGCCGUGCGCGUCGCGUCCGACGCCGCGCGCCGCUCGCUCCGCGCCCACGGCCUCCACGUCCCGCCCUGGCGCAAGACGCGGUACAUGCUCGCCAAGUGGCUCGGCCCCUACAAGCGCUCCACCGCCACCUCGCUGCCGGCGGCGAACGCCGGAGCAAUGCCGAUGACCGGCGGGGCCGGGAUGGACAUCAAGUGCCGCGCCGUCGGGUUCUUUGCGCCUCCGGCCACCGCGCCGGCGGCCAGGAUCAAGUAGCCUUGCUUUGCUCCCGGGCGGCGGUCUACAAGGAGAUCGAUCACUGGAAUGAAAAGGAAAAAGUUUCUUUUAGUGUAGAGAGGUUUCUGCUGCGAUCGAGAGUUUGAUUUUGACUUUGAGUUGCUCUCGAACUUGUUUUGUACAGAGAAUUUUGUUCGAGAUUAUCAAGAGCAAAUUGUUCUUGCACAUCAUUUUGCUUCUUUGUUUCUUUUUUUUAUAUACAUAUACAUAAAAAAGGAGGUGUCAGGAGCAAUCGUUUAGUA